This is a messenger RNA of Fopius arisanus, 2086 nucleotides long. RefSeq names its product vacuolar protein sorting 4 (gene Vps4). The transcript has 4 exons. Gene Ontology annotation, molecular function: ATP binding; ATP hydrolysis activity. Gene Ontology annotation, biological process: endosomal transport; vacuole organization. The record is from RefSeq and is a predicted model, not a curated record. NCBI's taxonomy places the organism in Eukaryota, Metazoa, Arthropoda, Insecta, Hymenoptera, Braconidae. Bases 310 to 1632 code for a protein of 440 amino acids.
UUAUAUACUAUAUAGAUGCAGUCACAAUUAUUGAAGAGUCUACCAUUUUGUCGUAUUCACAAGAUUAUAUUUCAUUUGACAGAAAGGCACCAAUAAUGUUCUAACCCCAAUACCUACUCCGCAGAUAACAAUUGCGCGACCGUACGUCAAAUAUCUCCAAAAAUAAUUCAUCAAUAGGAAGUGAUCAUAAUUAACCCUUCAGCAAACUGGCUUUUGCAGGGGCCUUUAGAUCAUCAUUCACUUCCUUCAUGUGUUUCUCGAUUUAAUAAUCAAGUGUGAUCAUAGUUUUUUAUAAAACUACAUCGAAAAAUGGCCGGUGGCACGAUAUUGCAGAAAGCCAUUGAUUUGGUGACAAAGGCCACUGAAGAGGAUAAGAAGAAGAAUUACGAGGAGGCAUUGAAGUACUAUGAACACGCAGUCGAGUACUUCCUUCAUUCCAUCAAGUACGAAGCCCAGGGUGAACGUGCGAAGGACAGUAUACGACAAAAAUGCCAGCAGUACCUCGACAGAGCAGAGAAACUAAAAGCCUACCUAAAGAAGGGCAAGAAGAAGCCAGUGGCCACGGGUGAGGAAGGCGCCAAGGAGGAUAAGAAGAGCGACAGUGGGGAUAGUGAUUCCGAGGUUGACCCUGAGAAGAAGAAACUGCAGCACAUGCUGGAAGGAGCGAUAGUUGUGGAGAAGCCAAACGUCAAGUGGAGUGACGUUGCUGGUUUGGAAUCAGCCAAAGAUGCCCUGAAAGAAGCGGUCAUCCUCCCCAUUCAGUUCCCCCAUCUAUUCAAAGGCAAGAGAAUGCCAUGGCGAGGAAUUCUGCUGUUCGGUCUUCCAGGCACUGGAAAAUCCUACCUUGCUAAGGCUGUUGCUACAGAGGCAGGCAAUUCCACGUUCUUAUCAGUCUCUUCCUCGGAUUUAGUCAGCAAGUGGCAGGGAGAGUCUGCCAAGCUCAUCAAGAAUCUGUUUGAUCUCGCAAGACAGAGGAAACCCAGUAUAAUUUUCAUUGAUGAGAUUGACUCCUUGUGCUCGUCGAGGAGUGACAAUGAGUCAGACUCUGAGCGGAGGAUUAAAACUCAGUUUCUGGUGCAGAUGCAGGGGGUUGGCAGUGAUAAUGAUGGGAUUUUAGUACUGGGGGCUACUAACACACCCUGGGUCCUAGAUGCUGCCAUCAGGAGACGUUUUGAGAAACGUAUUCAUAUUCCUCUGCCAGAUGAGAUCGCACGAGCUGCAAUGUUCAAGCUUCAUCUGAGGCAGAAUGCUCAUACCCUGACGGAGGAGGACUUCAAGCAGUUGGCGAGUGAUUCUGAUGGCUACUCUGGCGAUGAUAUACGAGUAAUUGUUCGCGAGGCUCUCAUGGAGCCCAUCAGACUUGUACAGAGUGCUACUCAUUUCAAGAGGGUCAGUGGACCCUCGCCUAAAGACCCUUCGGUUAUUGUCGAUAAUCUGCUAACUCCUUGUUCUCCUGGAGAUCCUGGAGCUAUUGAAAUGAGCUGGACUGACGUCAAGAGUGAUGAACUAUUCGAGGCUCCAGUUACCAUGAAACACUUGUUAAAGGCUCUUGCAACGACCCGUCCAACUGUCAACCAGGAAGACAUAACGCAAUUAGAAAAAUUCAGGGAGGACUUUGGCCAGGAAGGCUGAACGCCUUGGCAAAAUAUUUUUUAUAUGCCACCCAAUUAUCUCGCCUUACCAAGAUUUUUAUUUUUUAUCUUAAAUGGAAACUUGAAGAAAACUACUCUUGAAUCAAUGAAACGCCUGAAUUGUUUUUACCCUCUUUUUGUCCUCCUGUUGAUCUAGUAAUUUUAUCAUGUAAUUUUUGAAGAAAAUGAAAACUAGAUAGUUCUAAUCUUGAGGAAGAUACUAACAGAUCAUAAUAUUACUUGUAAAUGUGAUAACGGGAAUUUAGAUCAGCUGAUCAUAAUUUCGUGUAUUUAUUUUGCCCCGAGAGCGAAGGAAAACUCACGAGUGGAUAAAGUAAAUCUAUUAUACAUGUUUAACAAUUCUACUUUAUAACUAAUGAAAAGAACAAUGAAAUUGCAUUAUAUAUGUAUAUUUAUCUGUGACACACUAGAAUAAAUUCACCACUAUUCUCCAA